Xylona heveae TC161 is the source of this 801-nucleotide messenger RNA. RefSeq lists its product as hypothetical. Bases 55 to 327 code for a protein of 90 amino acids. The record is from RefSeq and is a predicted model, not a curated record. Lineage: Eukaryota; Fungi; Ascomycota; Xylonomycetes; Xylonales; Xylonaceae. The transcript has a single exon.
GGUAUGGAAACUCUUGCGCAGAAGCACGGGUUGAGUAAAAACAAGAGGGCGAAGAUGGCCAUGGACAGCCACGAUGUGCUCGAAUUUUUGCAGGUCAAUCUCACGUCGACUGGCCUCGCCUACAAGCUUGGGCGACAUCGCCUGCAGCUAGGCUUGUUCACCCUGUCUGGAUUCAUCACCGCCAACAGGCCCAAAGCGACUCUGGAGCUGCGCUAUCGGCACCUCAGGGUGACGCUGUUGCGCGAUCCUCGCGACGGGCCCCAUCGGAUCCUUCUCGAGUUCACCUAUGAGUUCACAAAGACGUACUUGGGCAUGAAGGAAGCGUAAGUGCAGCAGAUGUCGCCCUCCCUCCCGGGGUUCCCCCAUCCCAUCCCCUUCCUCUCUCCAGCCGAGUCGGGCUAAUACUUGGGACCUACUCCUGACGCUCGCGCAGGAAUACAUUUCCGAUUCCCGAGAUCCUCUUCGACCCCUCGUUGGUGAUGAGCCCCCACGUCAUUCUCUUGGGGAUGAUGUUUGCCGAUGGCGCGUUUGACGUGCCCGGGCUGAAGAUGGCUGCGCAACUGAGCCAGCUGGAUAUUCCGCCGGGCUGCAAUUCCCUCCCACUCCCGCUCAAGCUAGAGCUGGCAGACGUCCAUGUCCUUCGGCGGUCGAUGAGGACGGCGACCGGCUAUGCCAUCUCGCCCGAUGCUGGUCUGCUCUAUUCGACCGUCAAGCCGUGGAUGACGCGUGCUGGCGAGGUCGCGGGAUUCGCCGGCGUCGUGCGACCUUAUAAUCUCCGCUACGGAUCGGGCCGGGCAUUCG